CAAACUGCGUGGAUGCGCCGCGCUGCGCUCUCAAAGCAUGCGGCUUCAAGCGGUCUUCACGCGUGUGGACUUGCUUUCUUCGCUGCCGGAGUACAUUUAUCAGCGUUAAAGGUUGGUGUGUGAGUGCAUGACCAGCAUGUCAAAGAGCCCUCCUCACAGGCGUGGGAUCACGUUCGAGGUGGGAGCGCAGCUGGAGGCCAGGGACACUCUGAAGAACUGGUAUGCAGCUAGCAUUGAGAAGAUCAACUAUGAAGACGAGAAGGUUUUGAUUCACUACAGGCAGUGGAGUCACCGUUAUGAUGAGUGGUUUGACUGGAGCAGUCUGUACCUCAGACCUGUAGAACGAAUCCAGCUUCGAAAACAAGGUCUCCCUGAACGGCAGAGCGCUCCAGGCUUUCAUGUCAACCAGAAAGUUCUUGCCAGCUGGUCAGACUGUCGGUACUACCCUGCUAAGAUCCUGUCCCGGGACAGAGAUGGUUUCUACACAGUGAAGUUUUUUGAUGGAGUCAUAAAGACGGUGAAGGGGAUUAAGGUGAAGCCAUUCCGCAAGGAGAGCUCUGAAGGCAAGACUAAUCAGCAGACUCGAAAGCGGGGCAAUCAGAACGGGAAAAAAUGGAAGGCCAAGGAGAACGGCAACAGCAGAAGUAACGGCUCGAGACACAGCACGUCUGACCAGGAUGGAGAGAGCGAAUCGGAGGAGGAUGAAGAAGACGCCACAGUAAUGGAUCAGUCCAGAGCUCUCCAAAAUGGAGAAAGUGAAAGCACUGAAACUAAGAUAUUGAAUCAAUCCGAGCCGAGUUCUGCUGAGCACAACGAAAAACAGCCCAGUGAAGAAAACAAGACAGAACCGCAUGAGAAUGGAGAAUCGAACAAACCAGAGGAGAAAGAGAUGAAUGGGGGACAGGAGGAGUCCCAAACACUUCAAAAUGGCAUUGACAGGAACGACGGAGACCAGAAAGAGAAGGAAGAAGCAACCGAUGAAAGCCCCAGUCUGCCCAGAAGGACCAGGAGUAGGAUGGCAGAUGGAAUUGAUGUGGAAAAGUCCAGUGGUCCAGAACUGAGGAAGAGACGUGCAUCAACAGGACAGAUGCCACCGUCCAAAAGGAGCAGAGCCAAUUCAAGCACAGACAGAAACAGUCAAUCCCAAAUCAAACCGGUUACAUCAGACUCUGUCCCAGAGACUUUAGAAAGUAAAGAUGGCCCAACCAGUCAUGCAGAAAAUGCAGCACCCAAAGAGGAGGCAGGAUCCACACCUGAUCUUGCUGCAGCAGUCAAACAGCCGCAAACAAUCCACCUUCCAACCACAAACAAGUAUAGCAGAGAACCAUUGUACAGGGUCAUCAAAAACCAGCCGCCUCCUAUCCUGUCCAUUGAGCUGGACCACAACCCGUUCAAAUGCAAGAUCGCAGGCUGCCUCAAGUCUUUCCGGAAGGCGUCCCUGCUGCACUACCACAUGAAGUACUAUCACGCACAGAGCGACCCAAGCCCACCGAUCCAGACGCGCUCCUCAGACAAACAGAUCCACAGCAAAGAGACCCCUCGCAGGCGCCGGACCGUCUCGGCUUCCCACCAUACUCCCUCUCCGCUGAGUGACAGUAAGUCAGGUCACACUCUGUCGCCCCCUGCUGUCGUCAUGCACCGGCAGCGCUCGGCCACGCUGGGCGCAGAGAGGAGCAAAGAGAACCAACACUUCAACCGCUCGCUGCAUGACGACAGAGACUGGGUUGCCAAGGAAACAGGAGUGAAAGAACGGGAGAGGCUGAGGGAGAAGCGGCAGAGGGAUUUCUUCCGCAUCAAACUAAAGAAAAAGAAGAAGAAGAAAAGGAAGUCGAAGUCAGGUGAAGACAGCAGCAGUGAUUUGUCCUCAGACAGUCUUGUAUGGAGUGAGGACGAGUCUGACGCUGAGCUGGAUCUGAAUAUGCCCCUCUCAGAGCAAGGCGUGGAAACGGUCACUCACGGCUCUGAGAUCGUACGCUGUAUUUGUGAAGUGCAGGAGGAGAACGACUUCAUGAUACAGUGUGAUGAGUGUUUGUGCUGGCAGCAUGGGACGUGUAUGGGACUGUAUGAGGACAGUGUGCCAGACAGCUACAGCUGCUACAUCUGCAGAGACCCACCAGCCCAGAGGCAGAGUCAAAGGUACUGGUAUGAUAAAGACUGGCUGAGCAGCGGUCACAUGGAUGGCUUGUCUUUCCUGGAGGAGAACUACUCCCACCAGAACAGUAAGAAAGUGGUAGCUGCCCAUCAGCUCCUGGGGGACGUCCACCGUGUGUUUGAAGUCCUGAACGGCCUUCAGCUCAAAAUGAGCAUCCUACAGACACAAGCCCAUCCAGACCUGAAGUUCUGGCGGCAGCCCUGGAAACCUGCAGACAGCCUACGGAGGAAGAUGGCAGGUGACUCGGGCAUAGCUACUCCCUUCCCCUCCUCACCCCCUGAAAUGGGAGCGAAUGAGUUUGAGACAUUGAAAAGCGAAGUCCCAUCACCUGUGGAGACGCAUUGCUCUUUCCAGGACUCGUACAUUAGCAGCGAGCACUGCUACCAGAAGCCCCGUACGUACUACCCAGCGGUGGAGAGAAGACUUGUGGUGGAGACGCGGUGUGGUUCUGAGCUUGAGGACAGUCUUAGGAGCACAGAGGACCUACUAGAGAUGGCCGAGCAGAGGUACGGCACACCGCUGGACCACGACCAGCACACGCUUCAGCUGGCCGACCGCUCCUUUAGUAAGGAGCUGGAGUGCCGUAUGAAACAACUGGUUUCCGCAGAGCAGGAAAAGAGUUGUGUGGUAGAAAUCAAGGAAGAGGAGCCUGACCCUGUGACCCCUGACCCAAAGCCUGACCCUGACCUUGUGCUGCACCAGCAGUGGCAGCUGAACCUGCUGGAGCACAUUGAAACAGUGCAGGACGAGGUGACGCACAGAAUGGACCUUAUUGAGCGAGAACUAGACGUGCUGGAGAGCUGGCUAGACUACACAGGUGAGCUGGAACCUCCAGAUCCACUGGCGCACCUCCCUCAGCUGAAACAUCGCAUCAGACAGCUCCUGGCUGACCUGGGAACAGUCCAGCAGAUCGCACUCUGCUCCUCAUCCUCUUGAGGGCGCCAGGGAACAUACAAAUGGCUCACACUCAAUUGAAUGCACACAGAGUCCCUUAAAGUCGGAUUAGAAACUGCU
Molecule: messenger RNA, 3166 nt
Organism: Sinocyclocheilus anshuiensis
Lineage: Eukaryota; Metazoa; Chordata; Actinopteri; Cypriniformes; Cyprinidae
Product: PHD finger protein 20-like
Exons: 18
Coding region: 128-3088 (986 amino acids)
Biological process (GO): regulation of transcription by RNA polymerase II
Cellular component (GO): MLL1 complex; NSL complex
Source: RefSeq, a predicted model, not a curated record